Molecule: messenger RNA, 333 nt
Organism: Elephantulus edwardii (Cape elephant shrew)
Lineage: Eukaryota; Metazoa; Chordata; Mammalia; Macroscelidea; Macroscelididae
Gene: BOLA3
Product: bolA family member 3
Exons: 4
Coding region: 1-333 (110 amino acids)
Source: RefSeq, a predicted model, not a curated record
AUGGCGGCUUGGGGCCCGGCCGCGGCAGCGCCUCUGCUCCGCAGGAUCUGCGCGUUCCCUCUUCUGCAUCGUGUCCAGCGGAUGUUUGCCUCCCAGACUGAGGGGGAGCUCAGAGUAACCCAGGUCCUCAAGGAGAAGUUUCCUCGGGCCACGGCCGUCAAGGUCACUGACAUCUCAGGAGGCUGUGGGGCGAUGUAUGAGAUCCACAUCGAGUCAGACGACUUCAAGGAGAAGAGAACGGUGCAGCAGCACCAGAUGGUGAACCAGGCCCUGAAGGAAGAGAUCAAAGGGAUGCACGGCCUGCGGAUAUUCACCUCUGUCCCCAGACGCUGA